AUGGCUCCACGAUAUCGCCGGGUUGCAGUUAUUGGCGCUGGGCCCUCGGGCCUGGCUGCCGUCCAUGCAUUGGCUGGCGAGAAGACAUUUGAUGCCAUUCGCGUCUUUGACCGGAGAGAUCAUGUAGGAGGACUAUGGCAUUACGAUCCUGAGCCCGAUACUUUCCCAGCGACGACCGGCGUGCCUCCACCUCGCACUCUGAAGCCGCCUGCAACAUUCCCAGACUUUGCACCCGCCGCCGGCCCAGAUCCUCGAGCCAGGUCCGCGCUGUACUACAACCUGGACAGCAAUGUCGGCGCCACGACCAUGGCGUUCACGCACACCCCGUUCCCCGAGGUCAACUCGCCACUGUCCAUCCAGAGAUUUGGCCGUGGCAACCCUACUCGGCCAUACACAGCCAUCGCCGAAUGGAUCGAAGACCUAUUCAAGCCCUUUCUUCCUUUUGUCUCGCUGAACACCACCGUGGAGAAGGUUGCAAAACAGGGCAAGGAAUGGAUCCUGACGCUCAGAAAGACGGGACAAGUGUAUCGCGGUAAAGAGCACGAUUACUGGUGGACCGAGACUUUCGAUGCUGUGGUCAUUGCCUCCGGUCAUUACCAUGUGCCCUUCAUACCUGAUAUUCCUGGCCUAAUCGAGGCCUCUAAGGCCCUGCCGGAACGCUUUGGGCACUCAAAGUCGUAUCGCAAACCAGACAAGUACAUCAAUAAGAGGAUACUUAUCGUCGGGGGCAAUAUCUCCGCCACAGACUUCAUCAAUGAUCUGCACGACAUCGUCAAGGGAAAGCUUGAAGUGGCCAUUCGAAGCCGGAACGAAAAGCUCGAGUCCGCCUACAGCCUACCCAAUGUGAACAUCCACACCAGCAGCAUCAGGUCCAUUUCGGCAACCAACGGCCUCCUCCUCACCGUCACUUUCGAGGACAGCACUAGCAUCAGCGGACUUGACUAUAUCCUCUUUGCCACCGGCUACAGACUGGAGUAUCCAUACCUGCAUCCCAAUCCAACCACGCCCGAGAACAGAGUGGCUGGCUUCUACCAGCAUGUUUUCAACAUUGACGACCCUUCUCUCACUCUUGUUGGUCAAGUCAAGGCCGCCCUUUCGUUCCGCAUCUACGAAUACCAGGCUGUGGCCAUCGCUCGAUACUACGCUGGUCGCGGCGCCGGUCUCCCGUCAGUGGACGAGCAGAGAAAGUGGGAAGUCGAGCGUCUGAAGGAAAAAGGACCAACAAGCGCCUUCCAUGAGAUUGCGCCCGAUCUGGAGCCCUACUUUAACUGGUUUGUCGAUGUGGCUGGGAAACCCGCUAUAGGCACCGAUGGUUAUGAGCUUCCAAGGUGGCGUGACGAGUUUGCUGAUAAGGGGCUGGCUGUUCUGGGGCUUAAGGAGAAGUACUGGAAAGACCUUGCCAAUAGGAAAAGUCAAAUCGCAGCUAAGCUCUAG
This is a messenger RNA of Talaromyces atroroseus, 1434 nucleotides long. RefSeq lists its product as hypothetical. The transcript has 3 exons. The record is from RefSeq and is a predicted model, not a curated record. Gene Ontology annotation, molecular function: N,N-dimethylaniline monooxygenase activity; flavin adenine dinucleotide binding; NADP binding. Lineage: Eukaryota; Fungi; Ascomycota; Eurotiomycetes; Eurotiales; Trichocomaceae. Bases 1 to 1434 code for a protein of 477 amino acids.